AUGUCGGCGGCCCAGGUUGGGCGACUCAAGGACGAGGGCACAAGACAACAAGUAGUAGUGGCUGGAGCUGUUGCCGGACUCGUGUCCAGGUUUUGCAUCGCUCCACUGGAUGUGGUAAAGAUCAGACUACAACUUCAACCCCAUUCACUCUCGGAUCCCCUGUCCUGUGAUGGCAUCAAAGGUCCCAUUUACAAAGGAGCAUUUCGGACUCUGACCACCAUCGCGCGGCAAGAGGGCAUCCGAGCACUAUGGAAGGGCAACAUCCCUGCCGAGUUGAUGUAUGUCUGCUACGGAGGUAUCCAGUUUACAGCUUACCGUACUGUCACCCAAGCUCAAGCCUUGCUCCCUUAUCGGACACCUCCCUCUGUUGAGUCUUUCAUUAGUGGUGCUUGCGCGGGGGCUGCCGCGACCUCAGUGACAUACCCACUUGAUCUUUUGCGCACGAGAUUUGCCGCACAAGGCCCUGAGCGCGUGUAUUUGGGUCUACUUCACUCAGUCAAAGACAUUACUAGGCAUGAAGGACCGAAGGGAUUCUUCAGAGGCCUGAGUGCAGCAAUCGGCCAGAUUGUGCCGUACAUGGGCCUCUUUUUCACCAGUUACGAAAUCCUACAUCAGUAUAUCGGCGGCAAGACAUUACCAUUUGGCUCAGGAGACGCCACCGCUGGAGUCUUCGCGAGCGUCCUCGCGAAAACAGCAGUUUUCCCGCUCGAUCUUGUCCGAAAGAGAUUACAGGUGCAAGGACCGACACGGACUAGGUAUAUCCAUACCAACAUUCCAGAGUACAGAGGUGUUUUCCGUGGUCUCGCUAUGAUCUGGAGAAGAGAGGGUAUUCGCGGUUGGUAUAGGGGCCUGACCGUUAGCUUAAUCAAGGCGGCACCUGCUUCAGCCAUCACCAUGUGGACGUACGAGAGAGUGCUCGGCUCACUGAUCACUUCAGGCACAAAUGAUGAGAUGUGGGAGAUUUAUACCGGCUAUGAUGAUGAUGAUGAUGAUGAUGAUGACUGA
This is a messenger RNA of Exophiala aquamarina CBS 119918, 1005 nucleotides long. RefSeq lists its product as uncharacterized. The record is from RefSeq and is a predicted model, not a curated record. The transcript has 3 exons. Gene Ontology annotation, biological process: thiamine pyrophosphate transmembrane transport. Gene Ontology annotation, cellular component: mitochondrial inner membrane. The coding region runs from base 1 to 1005 and encodes 334 amino acids. Gene Ontology annotation, molecular function: thiamine transmembrane transporter activity. Lineage: Eukaryota; Fungi; Ascomycota; Eurotiomycetes; Chaetothyriales; Herpotrichiellaceae.